Dichotomopilus funicola is the source of this 756-nucleotide messenger RNA. RefSeq lists its product as uncharacterized. Lineage: Eukaryota; Fungi; Ascomycota; Sordariomycetes; Sordariales; Chaetomiaceae. The coding region runs from base 1 to 756 and encodes 251 amino acids. The transcript is spliced from 3 exons. The record is from RefSeq and is a predicted model, not a curated record.
AUGCAUUUUGUACCACGUUAUACGCUUGCGGGGCUAGCGUUAGCAGCCACCGCCCUGGCUCAGCAGUCCGGGGGAUACUACAGUGGCAAUGGGAAUCCAUCUAACGGCCAAGGCCCUGGAGGGAAUUCAAGAUCCGGAUUUGGCGGCUUCGGUGGAAAUUUCGAUUUCGACGAGGCGACCCGCAUCAGAGCAAUCCAUGGCAUCCUCGGAGCCGUCGCCAUGGCUGUCCUCUUCCCGAGUGGUUCGAUGCUCAUGCGCCUGUUCCCCGGUAAAGCUGGACUUUGGUUGCACUCUAUCAUGCAAAUAAUCGCCUUGGGCAUCCUGGUAGCCGCGGUUGCGCUCGGGAUCCGUCUCGUGCAGCAGAUGCGAGAAUUUGGCAUUGAUCUGAUUGGCAACGCCAACACCAACAGCCACUUCAUCAUCGGCCUAGUCGUCCUGAUCUGUCUGCUCCUGCAGCCCGUCUUUGGCCUUCUCCACCACGAAAAGUUCAAGCACACUCACCAGAGGCAGGUGUGGUCGUAUCUGCAUUUGUUCAACGGGCGAAUUUGCAUCACGCUGGGAAUCAUCAACGGCGGGCUCGGGUUGUGGCUUGCCGGCGCGGCUGAGAGUCUCAAGGUGGGCUAUGUCGCGGCCGCGGCGGCGAUGUGGUUGAUCUGGAUGUCCCUGGCGCUGUGGUCUGAGUUGAAGCGCUGGAGGGCGCAGAGACCGCCCUCCUCGACGCGAAGGAAGCCGAGGGAAGGUGAAGUCGCAUUCUAG